AUGCAACCCUGGAAUCCCUAUAACGGUUACUGGCAGCCAGGUGGUUACGGUACAUACGGGGACCCUAACUAUCCAGCGGCUGCCCAGGAGGCACAAAGUAAUACUUCUGCCACAGUUGCUCCAGAUUCAUCUUGGCAGUAUAACAUAAACACAUCUUGCCGGGAUACCACAGCAUAUAGUCAACCGUAUACAUAUGGGUACGCUUCUCAACGUCCUGGCACGCCAUCCGGUGGGGUUUACUCGGGCUAUGCCCCUCCAGUUUAUCCUAACCCAAAUCCUUACGGGUGGAAUGUAUCCGGUUACGGUUAUCCACAAUAUCAACCAACUGCCAGGGGUGUCCCAGGUCUAAUGUCUCAAAACUGGGGGUACCCAAUGAUCCCGACACCAACUUCAGGAGCACCAGUACAGUCGACGGGUUCCACCGGUGAAAAGCCAUCUGGCGACAUCCCCGAAUCGGUUCCUGAGGAGGUUGCAGAACAACCUCUCCAAACUCCUCCAGAGAGUUUCAAAUCGAAAAGUAUAAAGGAAAAAUGGAGUGAAGACUUGAAUCCGGACGAGUCGUCUCCCCCAAUCAAUGGCAGCAAGAAAAACCGACGACGAAAGCGCGGAGGUCGGGUUAGUAGUGAAGUAACGCGUCUCAGUAUCGAUCCCCAAACAAAGAGAGAGGAUAUUUCAUCUCAAAGAGGACAAGGUCGAGGUGCUAGGCGAGGAAAGGCGAAUGCAAUCAGUAAUGCCACUUCUGGUGCAUCUCGUCUUUCCUAUCGAGCUACUCGUUUCAAAGAUCAUUUGGGACAUUCGACACUUGACGGAACCGGAGCCAUCGGUCGCACUACAAGUCGGUUGCUGCUCAAUAUGUUUGAUGAACGAGACGAACUAUCUGCCGAUUUUGAGUCCUUUCAAAUUGUUGGUACCAUGCAGGAUUUGGAAAAGCGCUAUUUGCGCCUCACAAGGGCUCCAGAACCUUCCGAGGUUCGUCCAUUAAGCGUUUUGAAGCAAUCACUGGAACAUGUUAAGCAGAAAUGGCUUUCGAAGACGGAUUAUCAUUGGGUUUGUGAACAAUUCAAAAGUAUCCGUCAGGAUCUCACAGUAAGUUCAAUCAUCGGUGCUAGAUGUUUAUUUAAUUGCUCAAACAGUCUUGCGGAACACUGA
Messenger RNA from Echinostoma caproni, 1149 nucleotides. NCBI's taxonomy places the organism in Eukaryota, Metazoa, Platyhelminthes, Trematoda, Plagiorchiida, Echinostomatidae. The record is from the annotation of a GenBank genome assembly.